AUGGUACCAAGUGGGCUAUUAAGAAGACAAAUAGAAAUGACAUUAUGGAUUAAGAGUCGGAUGGAGCUAGAGGUAGAUCUCGUGCAGAUUAUCUUUGGAGAAGUCUGUAUGAAUACUAUCGCGCUGGAGGCUCGUUUGAUAGCAACUUGCUAUUUCGGCAACCCUGAGGAAGUGGCUAUCACGGCGGAUGGUAACUACUGUCAGGUACUUGGCUCUGCAGAGGAUUUUCAGUUCCUUCCUCUGUAUGCAGAUGUUAAAGAAGCCAUCUUUCAGCGACUGCAGGAAGGAUAUAAUAUGAGAAGUGUACGUUUUGCUUUGCAUAGAGCAUUUCGCUCUCAAAAUGAAGCUGCGGUAUUUGAAAAGGCCUACAGGAGGCAUGACGAUCAGAAAGCCUCUGUCAAACUAUGGUUGAACCACUUGGAAUCAAAAAAUUACAAUGUAUACAUCGACAAUGGCUACGACAGUUCAUUCACCUUUGAGUUCUGUUCAAGUUAA
Messenger RNA from Rhizopus microsporus ATCC 52813, 495 nucleotides. RefSeq lists its product as uncharacterized. The record is from RefSeq and is a predicted model, not a curated record. Lineage: Eukaryota; Fungi; Mucoromycota; Mucoromycetes; Mucorales; Rhizopodaceae. The coding region runs from base 1 to 495 and encodes 164 amino acids. The transcript is spliced from 3 exons.